AGUUCAUCUUCGGAAGGUAAAUGAUAAAUCGUACGAGAAAAGGCGUGAACCAGCUUCGCUAGUGGGUGUGUAUAAACGCCAGGCUCCACUCACCAUGAGAAAGAGAGAGAGAGAGAGAGAGAGAGAGAGGGUCGGUGGAUGGCUUCGUCUCCGUCCAACUUAUCUGUUCUUUCUGAUACUAUCACAGGAAAUGGCAACGCUGACUGCUGCUUUCGAGUGAUUCGACCUCACUCUCGUGUCUUCUUCUGCUGUUGCCUCCAUGAGAGUGACUGUUUUCACCUUCACAAACAUGGCUUCUUGCAGGCGCUCUGCCUGCGACACCACCCGGUAGGAUGGAUUCAGAGAGGACAAUGGAGAAACGAUGGAGAAGCAGUUCAUCGCAGUGCGAGCUUAUGAUAGUUAGCGUUCUACCACGGUAAAAACUUGUCACAUCGGAACGUGGGAGUUUGAGAUCAGUUCAUUUAUUGUGUCAGACUCGGGACACAAUGAUCGAAUUCAUCACAUUGUCAAGUCCAAUCAAACGACUUUUGUGGGAUGGAGUUGAAAGAGGAGGAUAUAGACCGCGUAAAUGAAUCGGUGGGCGUAUGAAAGGCUCACUGCAGCUCUUCUUCCUUCAUGCAUAGCAAAAGAACUCCAUCGCUGCUGCCUCCCUCUCUGUUUCCGUCUUCGUGUGAUAGGCUCUGUGAUCUGCUGAGCCGCCGUAGCCGAGCUCGGCCAUGGGCGUUCAGCGCCACCGGCUUCGCCGCCUCUCCGCUGCCGUCGCCUUCUUCGUCUUCGUCGUAGCUCUCGGGAGUGCAUCGGUGGUAAUCGCCCAGGAAGCAGGAGACACAGGGCUUACGCUCUGGGAAAAAGAGAACCGGGUGCAAGUCUUGGUGGCUCGGAGGAGGCUCGGUGGCCCAGGCUCGUCGCCGCCGAUCUGCAGGGCUCGUUGCGGCCGGUGCCUCCCUUGCCGACCGGUGCACAUGGCGAUCCAGCCGGGCCGGAGCUUUCCGCUUGAGUACUACCCGGAGGCAUGGCGAUGCAAAUGCGGCGGCAAGCUCUUCAUGCCCUGACAGCAGAACACAAUUAAUGGCUGGUGACGGAAGAAGGGAACUCCAUCGAUUGGUUCUUCGUGACAUCGGUACAAAUCUAAGUUAUACUUCUUGCUGGUGAUCGGAUUUAAAAGUCUUAGUUGUUCUUGGCUCAGUUGAAGUCAAAAGUUUUGGAUUAGCUCUCUAUAAAUAUGAGGUAGAGUGAAGAGAGAUUGUUCUUCUCCUUUUUAGUUUGUUGAGGUAUACAAAUAUUUAGUCUUUGAACUAUCUUCAUUCUUUUUUUAUUUUUAGUUCAGUCUCUGUGCAUUGUUAGAGAGAGACUGAGAAGGGAGAAUUUAUUAGAGACAAUUGAGGGUGAAAAAAACAAUAACAUUUAUCAUAUUUAGUAAAUAUAUAUGGAAGUAUACUAUUCUGAAGACAGGGAAGAAAUACAUCAUAUUUUUAUUAAAUGACACCUUCCAUAUUAUGAAUGGUAUUAAGCUUAAUACGAAUGAAGCCUAAGAUCCUCUACAGAGGGCUGGUGGG
Messenger RNA from Musa acuminata AAA Group (dessert banana), 1556 nucleotides. Its product is annotated as EPIDERMAL PATTERNING FACTOR-like protein 4. The record is from RefSeq and is a predicted model, not a curated record. NCBI's taxonomy places the organism in Eukaryota, Viridiplantae, Streptophyta, Magnoliopsida, Zingiberales, Musaceae. The coding region runs from base 717 to 1052 and encodes 111 amino acids. The transcript is spliced from 2 exons. Gene Ontology annotation, biological process: guard cell differentiation; stomatal complex development.